This is a messenger RNA of Micropterus dolomieu (smallmouth bass), 987 nucleotides long. It is a transcript of the gene rcn3, whose product is annotated as reticulocalbin 3, EF-hand calcium binding domain. Gene Ontology annotation, molecular function: calcium ion binding. Lineage: Eukaryota; Metazoa; Chordata; Actinopteri; Centrarchiformes; Centrarchidae. The record is from RefSeq and is a predicted model, not a curated record. Gene Ontology annotation, cellular component: endoplasmic reticulum.
CUGAACACCAAGGCCCGCCUCCCUGACGUUGUUAUUUAAAGGUACAGAGUGCCAACGCGGAGCGAGCUGCUGUUCACAAACUCCAAAGGGAGGUGUCGCGAGAAGCUGCCAAGAAAACUGCCCAGCCCCCACCAGUCAGUUAUGAUGCUGCUGAAGUCGCUAGCGUGCCUCUGCGCCCUGGCUGCGGUUGCCUUUGCUGUACCUGCUCAGGAGAAGCGCGUCCAUCACCAAGCUGAUCUGAGUGGCCGCGCCCACGACGACACUCACAGCUUCCAGUAUGACCACGAGGCCUUCCUGGGCAAGGAGGAGGCCAAGACGUUUGACCAGCUGACCCCCGAGGAGAGCAAAGACAAAUUAGCGAAGAUUGUGGACCGCAUUGACACUGACAAGGACGGCUACGUCACCCAUACAGAGCUGCAUUAUUGGAUCAAACACCGGCAGAGGAGGUACAUCGAGGAGAAUGUGGACAAACACUGGAAGGACUACGACAAGAACCAAGAUGGCAAGAUAAGCUGGGAGGAGUACAAAAACACCACCUACGGCUACUAUCUGGAUGACGAGUUUGAUGAUGUGGAAGACAAGGCCACCUAUAAAUCCAUGCUCACCCGGGACGAAAGGCGCUUCAAGACAGCUGACCGAGACGGUGACGGCAUUGCCACACGUGAGGAGUUCACUGCCUUCCUUCACCCAGAGGAGUUUGAUUACAUGAAAGACGUGGUAGUGCAGGAAACUGUGGAAGACAUUGAUAAGAACGGGGAUGGCAAGAUCAACUUGGAUGAAUACAUUGGUGACAUGUUUACACCAGAGGACGGUGAGAAGGAGCCUGAGUGGGUCCAGACAGAGAGGCAACAUUUCACAGAGUCCAGAGAUACCAACAAGGACGGCUACCUGGAUGCUGGUGAGGUGGCCCACUGGAUUUUGCCGGGAGAGGUUGACCAUGCUGACAAUGAAGCCAAACACUUGAUCCAUGAGACAGACACUGACAAG